Molecule: messenger RNA, 3798 nt
Organism: Fusarium odoratissimum NRRL 54006
Lineage: Eukaryota; Fungi; Ascomycota; Sordariomycetes; Hypocreales; Nectriaceae
Exons: 4
Coding region: 1107-3347 (746 amino acids)
Biological process (GO): actin cytoskeleton organization
Molecular function (GO): actin binding
Source: RefSeq, a predicted model, not a curated record
UUAGCGUGUGGAUAACACGAGUUACGUACCCACCUGGGCUCUUGAGGUUUCUCAAUCACCUCACCUCACUUUCUGAACUACAGAUUGACUUCUUCACCAUCUCAUCUCAUCGUCUCGUUGUUUCUCCUUGUUCAGGUGUCUUUUCUUCCUUUUCCUUUCUAUUCUCCUCCUCAUUAUCGCCAUCACCGUAACCCAUCGCCAUUUUGGCCUUCUCUGCCCCUCGUCUCCCCGGCUCGACUUUCUCCAAAUUGCCGUACCCCUUUCUCUCGGCCGUCGCUUGCCCCGAAUCUCCCAGAACCCUUCGAACGCUUUCGAUCUUUCGAUCUUCCACAUUCUACAUCUAUCGUCUCCUGUGAUCGUUUGGCCUCAGACCUCGACACUUGUAGCGUUCUAUCCGCAGUUGCAUUUGCUUAGCCAUUCGCUUCUGCUCUCUCCAGAUCCCUGUGACGGUUCUCGACGACCGGAAAUCUGCCUGCCCUGUCGAUCAUAACCCUCAUCUCACGAGCGAACUCCGUAAUACUUUGUUUCCUCGCCUCACUCGUCUACUUCACCGUUCCAUUGCCCCGAACUGUCGACGACCCUCUCAUGUUCCGUUACAACUAGGUCGAGAUUCAAGCUGUCUGUCACGACUCUUGAUCUUGUCCCCAAUCUCCAUUAGCAUAUCUCGUCUUGUAGCAGAGUCAAAGUCUGCUCACGGUAAUAGUGAGCUGCUUCCUCAGCACGAUCAAUUCCCUUUGUUUCUGGUCGCUGGCGUCCUUAACCACAGCCUCCUCAUCUUCUUUCGUUUGUCAUAAAGAUAUAACAGGAAAAAAAAAACAGGUAGGUGGUUACGCAAAUCUCUCCCGGCUAUCUGCGGGAAUGCAACCCAAGAAGGGAUAUCCGGAUUGUUCAAGCUUUCUUUGGUCUUUGUAGGCCGUGUCUAGUGAAAACCGUGCUAACAUGAAUCUUGGCCACAGUUGCUCUUUUGUUGAGUGCAAACACACUGCACCUCGAACCGACCUCGUCCGAUCCCUUCGAAUUAAGACCGAAGGUAUUCAACAGGCACUCUCGCGGUCACGCUUGUUGUUGACGGCUGCUUUACUGCUCGUUAUACGUCAACGCAAACUAUGGCUGCUCUGGUUCAGACCUUUCCCCAGCAAACUGCAACGGUUACAAUGCUCCAGACCCGACCGUCUUCUUCAACAAGCAUGAUACCCAAUAACCAAGGCCAGGCUGGCCAUCAGUAUGCGGCAGCGGCUCAAGCCCCAAGAUAUGCUGUUCCUUCUCCUACUGGCUACCGGGGUAGUUCGACUCCUGUCCAGCAAUACGCUUUCACUAGCACACCGACCCUGAACCAUACACAAUCUUGGCAACCGCAAGGUCAACCGACGCGAAACUAUAACCACAACGCCAACUACGGCGGACGCCAGUUUAGUUCCUCAGCUACCAACGUGCAAUACAAUGCCAUGGGCGUUGGCCAAACGGGUGCUCGUGAUGAUUCUGCCAUUCCUCAGCGACGAAACAUUGUGCCUGCUCCUCGACCUCAUUCUGCCUUCCUUGCUGGCCCUACACAACCAACCUCUCCAACUUCUUCAAGCAAAGCUGCACCGGACAGGUAUAGACGGUCACUCACUCCUCAACAAAACCAGCACGGGCGUUCUCAGAGCACAGCUGUCCCAGUGAAUGGAAUGCCUACUGCAACUCAACUCUAUAAUGGCCCCAAUCCUGCCCGCUCGGCGAUUCCAAACAGACCCAACAGCUUCUAUAAUGCUAUGCCUGGCACAUCUAUGGAUGAUAUGCAACUUCUUCAAUCUCCCAUGGAUGAUUCAAACCGAUCCCGCCGUCGAAGUCUUCGUGCCGAUUCUGACCUGUCGAAGCCUGCUACGCAUGACAAGAGCAAGGCAGAUGGAAACUCCCAAACACUGCGUGUUGUCACUAACGCUGCCGCACACUCGCGCAACGGAAGUUCUGAGAGUGUAAAUUCCAGCCGCAGCAGUCACUCUCGACCAUCCUCGUCUGCCAACCGUAAUGUGUCUGCCCCCACUGGAAACCCCUCUUCCCAGGCAAACAGCGAAAUCACUUCUAAGCAAGAUCACGCCAAGGUCAACAUCCCACCUCGAGGAUCAUCUUCCGAUGCGAUUAAACGCACUACAAACCCUUCACCUCUCUCUAGACCAGCUACCAUGGCUAGCGAGGUCGCUGAAGACGGAUCUUCUAAUGCAUCAGGUGCGGGUAAAGUAGACUCACCCGCGGCUAAACAGCUUGCUGCUAUCAAAGAUAAAGGACGCAAAUCCAAGAGCAAGACCUCCAGACUGCGACGUGCUUUCUCAUUUGGAAGCGCAGCCGACUUCCGUAAUGCUGAUGAGGGUGAGGGAGCUGAUAAGACAGAACCCUCCAAACUCCACAAGGACCCAACGGCCGACGAAGCUUACGAUGCCGAACAAGCACGUAUCGCGGAAGCGCAGGAGGCUGCAGGCCUCGGACACAGCAUCUAUGGUGGCAGAUUCUUUGGUGGCUCAACCGACAACCUCUCCAUCUCCUCGACAGCGUCAUCGGCUUCUAUCAUGAUUCGAAAGAUGGGCCGAGGUAUGAAGAAGGGUGGUCGAUCUUUUGUUGGAAUUUUCCGACCCAAGUCAGUGAUUGGAGUUGCUCCUGCUGAUGGACCUGUAAAGCCCGAGGCUAGCCAAGCUGCUGUAUCGAUGGUCACUGUCGAGGCUGAGACUCAACGAGUUAACGUGUCGGCCGAUCCCAGACAGACAGAUACCUUCCCCCAUCUUGAGCGCAAUUCGAUCGAUACCAAUUUGGGUGCCGAGAUUGCUGAGCGUCUUGGGAGCUCUGGAACUGACAACUCGAAUUCGCGUAAGAGUAUUGUUGGUGGCGACAGGGAACGUGCGGAGGUGCUUGCUGCCGUCCGCAAGGGAAUUUUGAAGCGCCCUGGCUCAGCCAGCCCUUCCAUCCGUCCUGCUGAUUCCUCGCCUGGCCUUGAUCUCCCCAGCGUUCCUGCUGUCACCGAUUCCCCGAACUCCAGUGCCCCUAGCACUCCCAACGACGAGUCUCAGGGCCAUCGCCGAACUGGCUCGAUUGCUAUUGGCAGUGAAGACUAUUUCAUGUCCGCUUUGAGGCUACGACAGGACAGCAAGAGCGCACCAAACACUCCCCACGGAUCUACCAAGCGUAACGCUACUUUCUCGCCCCGUAUUGUCUUCCACGAUACUUGGCCUAGUCAGGAGUACGAUCGUCGCGGUGAGAUUGCUACCUGCAACCGAUUGACUCCCAUGCUUGCGCAGCAGAUCAAGGAGGAGCUGAACACCUUCAAGAUGGAAAUGGAGGUUCACGAAAACUCAAAGAUUUACACGCACUUUUUCUGAUGAUGGCAAUGCCCACCACGAGGAGCGAAGCUUGUUAGCGCAGUGUUUUGUUUCCUUGACUGAUACCGGAGAUCAAGCCGGAAUCUUGUAUUGCAAGCAACCAUAUUAACCGCUUGGGCGUUUGGGACAGCAUUGUACGGUGUUAAUGGUGUUGAUCACUCUAACCAGUCUCUACAUGUCAUGUGGAAUUUAGACCAAAGAGUCAUACAUUUCUUUAAUUUUGCUUUGCUUCAUCUCUCUUUUCUUUUCAUCUGGGACCGACGAGGAAUGGAGCGUAAUGGAAAUUACAUACAUACAUAUUUCUGGGCUUGCAGCAGUGUAACCAUUGAAACGGGGACACCGCGUUAAUUCACAGAACAUCAUUUGCUAGUCUUGUCGACAUGAACCAAAAAAAUCAAUGGAAUGGAUACAUCAUUAAGUUUUAAUUGCUUGGCCGGAACAUUUUACAUCG